GUGUUGUGUCGUCUUGUUGAUACGACAAAAUGCCGGUUCGGUCUAGGCACACCAGCCUGCCCCGACACCGACGAGUGACGGCGAUUUUCCUGUCGCCCCUGAUGCCGGCGAGGGGCCAGCCAGACCCGUCGAUGCGGCGACCGCGGUACCAGCUGACGCUGUCGAGCAAGAUCGCGCGCAUUUCACUGGUACUGCAUCGCAGUGUCGCCACCAUGCACGGAGGACGCCAGAGGACGACCCGUCAGUCUUUACGGCCCGUGCGCUGGACCGGCACGGGUCACACGCUCGGUAAAGUAGCUGGCGUGCGCACGCAGCUCGACAUCAUCUGUGGUGUCAUCCCAGCCUUUCUUCACGGCCCGCGCGCUGGGCCGGCGCGGGUCACACGCUCUGUGAGUAGCUGGCCUGCGCACGCAGCUCGACAUCAUCUGUGGUGUCAUCCCAGCCUUUCGUCAGAUCAUUCACUCGUUGCUUCAGCCAUGCCGCCGCCGGCCGCAGUCAUCCGGCCACGGGGGAGAUAAGUGAUAGGCUGACCACACCACAAGACCAGUGCUCUCCGUGUAAAUAUCACGACCGGAAGUGCGCGAGCUACUGACUGGGAGACGGCGCUCGCGCUGACGCUGUUUCCUCGACGUUUAUGCAGCUCCUGGCGAGGUGACCGGUCUUGCUGCAGGUCUAAUAACGCCGUGCCCGGACCGCGGUGGACCGUGGCGACCCGCUGGUCUGACCGACCGGCCGGUGUCUUGGCGUCUCACACCCGCUGCUGCCGAGAACACAUUCGUCACUCAGCACUGACCGCGCCAGGAUGCUGGCCAGAUCUGCAGGCCUUCUGCGCGCGUGUCGGCCCGAAUUGUGCUGCUAACGGCAUCUGGUAGCCUGGCGAUGAAAGCACUGGCGAUAAAAGCACCUACCCGAAUGCAAGCCGAGUGCAGCAAAAGAUGCUCCUCCAGUGUGGAAACCGAGCGUCGUGCGCGCUCCAAAUUCUAAUGCAACCAAUCUUUGCAGGCCUUUGACUUUGAAAAUUUCACCGGCGCAGUUCGCACAGUUUCGGAGCAAUAACCCGCCAACAGGGACAGACUCAAAUACAUCCAUACAUAGUUUUACAGUUUUAUAAUAGUAAUUUAAGUUAUAAGAGUGAAAAGAAAUAACUUCAUGCUCAUUAAUAUCGAAAUUAAAAAUGUUAAUCCAGAAUAUAUUGUUAUGAAUGAGAUAAAA
Molecule: messenger RNA, 1212 nt
Organism: Amphibalanus amphitrite
Lineage: Eukaryota; Metazoa; Arthropoda; Thecostraca; Balanomorpha; Balanidae
Exons: 3
Coding region: 30-518 (162 amino acids)
Source: RefSeq, a predicted model, not a curated record